AUGCCUUUUAUAAAUACCCUAUUAUCAAUAGCCAUCAUUGGCGGUGGAAUCGGCGGCUUGGUCCUAGCCUUACAGCUCGAAGCAGACGGCUUCAAAAACAUCUCCAUCUUCGAAGCGUCACGGGAGCUGAAAGCCAUUGGCUCGGGAAUCAAUCUUCAGCCCUCAGCUGUGCUUAUUCUACGGAAUCUUGGAUUGUUGGAAGCGCUUGAGGCAACGGGAAUCAAGACCGCGGAACUUCGAUAUUACAAUCGAUACGGCCAUUAUGUCGUUUCUGAGCCUCGCGGAGAAGGAGCUGGCUAUUUGGUGCCGCAGUUCUCGAUUCAUAGGGGCAUGCUGCAUGAGUUGUUGCUGAAGGCGCUGAAAGAGCGCUUGGGUGAGGGAUGUGUACACACUGAUCAUGUCUUCACUUCGUAUGCGCAAAAUGAAACCAGUAUCACGGCCAAUUUCACAAGGAGGUCGGAUCCUAACGUGCCAGUUGAGGUCCCGAAGAAAACAACGGAUGUUUUGAUCGCUGCGGAUGGGAUCAAUUCGACGGCCCGCCGACUGCUGUACCCCAACGAAGGACCACCGAAUUUCUCUGGUCGCCUACUUUGGCGUGGCGUGUCAAAACGCCCCCCUUUCUUAACGGGUCGAUCAAUGGUGUGGGCUGGUCAUGCUGACCAGAAAUUCAUCGCCUAUCCAGUGGGGAGAGAAGCGGAACUGGAGGGGACAUCGUUGGUAAACUGGAUCGCAGAAUUGAGAGGUAAAGUGGUGCCAAAGGAACGUUUUGCAAGUCAAUUCCAAAGCUGGACGUUCGGAUUCUUGAGUAUCCCAGAGCUGAUUGAGGAGACGAAAGAGGUAUCUGAGUUCCCGAUGUGUGAUCGGACGCCAGUAGACCGGUGGAGCUUUGGAAGACUUACUUUGCUGGGUGAUGCUGCUCACCCUCUGUACCCAAUUGGCUCAAAUGGAGCGAGUCAAGCAAUCCUUGAUGCCGUAGCUCUGUCUUCGGCUCUCCAGAACCAGACAGAUAUACCAGCCGCUUUGACGGCUUAUGAAAAAGUCCGUUUGCCUCCCACUGCAAAGAUUUGUUUUGCCAAUAGGGCCAAUGGACCUGACCAUGUGCUACAACUUGCACAUGAGAGAGCUCCAGAUGGGUUUGAGAACAUUGAUGAUGUGAUUGGUAGCAUGGAGUUGGAGGAAGUGGGAAGAGCAUACAAACUGCUAGCGGGUUUUGAUAUGGAAAGUGUGAAUAAAAAGGCAAAAGAGACGGAAGGUUUGUGGAGUUCGAAAGGAAAAGCAAAGAGUGCCAAGGAUCAGAAGCCCUAG
Molecule: messenger RNA, 1305 nt
Organism: Hyaloscypha bicolor E
Lineage: Eukaryota; Fungi; Ascomycota; Leotiomycetes; Helotiales; Hyaloscyphaceae
Product: FAD/NAD(P)-binding domain-containing protein
Exons: 3
Coding region: 1-1305 (434 amino acids)
Molecular function (GO): FAD binding; monooxygenase activity
Source: RefSeq, a predicted model, not a curated record